CAGGAGACGCCAGGUGAGAAUCACUUGGACACUCAGACACACAGGCUCAGGGUGCUUGUGGGACCAGCCCCUUCUCCCCUUUUCCCUGCUCAACUUGUACCACUGCCCCUGUUUUCCUGGAUUUAACCUCCCCUUGCCCCAGGAUUGCGCUGCUGGCAGAGCCGGGAGCCAGCUCCUUCCUUUAGCAGGUUCUACAUUCAAUCCCACCAUCAGCCUCCACGUGAAUUUGCAUCUUAGCACAAGCCCAGCCCUCAGCUCAGCCCCAGCGCCAGGUCCAGCUCCAGCCUUGGUUGCCAUGGCCAAGGACUCUCAAGACAUCCAGCAGCUGGACUUGGAGGAAAGUGAUGACCAGCUCAGCAGAGGGCCGCCUCCACCCCAGCCCUUUGCACAGCGUCUCUGCUCCACGCUCCGCCUCAGUCUGCUCGCCCUGGGCUUCAACGUCCUGUUGCUGGUGGCCAUCUGUGUGAUUGGGUCCCAAAGCACACAGAUGCAAGUGGAGCUGCGGGCCCUGAAGGAAACUUUCGGCAACUUCUCCUCUAGCACCCUGACGGAGGUCCGGGCUCUGGGCGCCCACGGAGGCAGCGUAGUGGGCAAGAUAACGACUCUGGGAGCCAAGCUGGAGAAACAGCAGCAGGACCUGAAAGCAGACCAUGCCACCUUGCUCCUUCAUCUGAAGCACUUCCCAGCCGAUCUGCGCGUCCUGGCCUGCCAGAUGGAGGUCCUCUACAGCAAUGGCUCUGAAAGGACCUGCUGCCCGGUCAACUGGGUGGAGCACGCGGGCAGCUGCUACUGGUUCUCUCGCUCCGGGAAGCCUUGGCGGGAGGCUGAGAAGUACUGCCAGCUGGAGAAUGCGCACCUGGUGGUCAUCAACUCCUGGGAGGAGCAGGUCUCACCGACAGCGAUGGCACCUGGAAAUGGGUGGAUGGUACCGAGUAUAGGUACAGCUACAAGAACUGGGCCAUCACCCAGCCAGACAACUGGGAGGGACACGAGCUGGAUGGCGGUGAAGACUGUGCUGAAAUGCAGCCGGAUGGCCGCUGGAACGACAAUCUCUGCCUCCAGGUGUUCCGCUGGGUGUGUGAGAAGAGGCGGAAUAGCACCCUGCAGGAGCCCUGAGCCCCUACACCCCUGCCUAACCCACACCCACCCCUGCCCUCCCCGCUUCUCUGUUGGGGGUUUUGAAGAAAGGGAGAAAAAUAGAGUCAGAAGCCUGGGGAAGGGUUGAGGAAAGAUAUUAAUAGAAAGGGUGGUUUAAGAGUCUCAAACCCUGGGGAGGCCGAGAUCCUACCUCUUUCCACAAUUCAUUGUAACUAUUCUAAUUUUCAGCCUCCUCAAUGGAAUAGGAGAAGAAGAAACAAAUGCUUGAAACUGCGUGGCCUGGUUAUUUGGAACUGGGAAUUGUAGGGUGCAAAGGAGAGGGAGAGGAGGGGGCCUGGAAGAGAUGAGUUGUAAAUCCUGGACAGCUGCCUCUUGACACCCAAUUCGGAGAGACGCUGUUGGGAGAGAGGCUGGGGCAGAAGGGUGCAGGGCCUGUGCUCCUGGGUGGGGCAGGGGGGUGGUGCUCUGGGGGCUCCCGAAGGGGGCAGUUUGCCCUGCAGCUGGCGUCUCCCCAGGCCAGGUUCCAGGGAGCACCCUCAGCUCCACCCUCAGCCUCCACGUUCACAAAGAGCAGGAGGAUUGGCAAGUCGUCUUCCUCUCCCUGCCUCUUUUUUUGUUUGUUUGUUUUUACCCCAAACAGAUCUAG
This is a messenger RNA of Propithecus coquereli (Coquerel's sifaka), 1744 nucleotides long. It is a transcript of the gene ASGR2, whose product is annotated as asialoglycoprotein receptor 2. Gene Ontology annotation, cellular component: external side of plasma membrane. Gene Ontology annotation, biological process: biological process involved in interspecies interaction between organisms. NCBI's taxonomy places the organism in Eukaryota, Metazoa, Chordata, Mammalia, Primates, Indriidae. The transcript has 9 exons. Gene Ontology annotation, molecular function: fucose binding; signaling receptor activity; D-mannose binding. The record is from RefSeq and is a predicted model, not a curated record. Bases 296 to 1225 code for a protein of 309 amino acids.